Molecule: messenger RNA, 1566 nt
Organism: Eucalyptus grandis
Lineage: Eukaryota; Viridiplantae; Streptophyta; Magnoliopsida; Myrtales; Myrtaceae
Product: G-type lectin S-receptor-like serine/threonine-protein kinase LECRK2
Exons: 2
Coding region: 1-1566 (521 amino acids)
Biological process (GO): protein phosphorylation
Molecular function (GO): protein tyrosine kinase activity; ATP binding
Source: RefSeq, a predicted model, not a curated record
AUGGGACAAGGGGCUAAUUCGCUGGCAAUAUGGUUUGAGAAGAUAGAGGACAAGACCAUUGUCUGGUCGGCGAAUGGUGAUAAUUUAGCGCCAGAAGGCUCGAAGAUCCAGUUGACCACCGACGGCCGACUGGUGCUAGCCGACCCAAAUGGAAGAGAGUUGUGGUCUCCUAGCCCGACUGUCGCUGGUGUAGCGCAUGCGGCCAUGCUUGACACGGGAAACUUUGUCCUAGUUAGCAAGAACUAUGUCAACUUGUGGGAGACGUUCAGCCAACCGACCGACACGAUGCUGCCUACGCAACAGUUAGAUCAAGGGACUAAAGUUAACGCUCGCUACUUUGAAAUGAAUUACUCCACUGGGAGAUUCCACUUCAAGCAAGGAGACGACGGAAAUCUCGCAUUCUAUGCCACCUCUGACCCGUGGCUUGCCUCAGAUACUUACUGGGUCAGCAACACCAAAGAUAGCGGCUUCAGAUUGAUAUUCAAUCAAAGUGGUCAGUUCUAUCUUACGGCUAGGAAUGGAACACUGCUCAAACUUGUCACCUCAGACACAGUCCCGACCAACGAGUUUUACCAAAGAGCAAUCCUUGAAUACGAUGGGGUCUUCAGGCAAUAUGUCCACCCUAAGGGGGAAAAUUCAAGUUCUGCCUUGGCACUGGGCUGGUCGAUGGUCUCUUCCCCGAUCCCUCGAAAUAUAUGCCAGAGCAUCAGGCAAACUACGGGUUCUGGAGCUUGUGGCUUCAACAGCUACUAUGCUCUUGGAGACGACCAGAGGCCCCGAUGCCACUGCCCACCCGGACAUGCUCCAUUAGAUUCAACAAACGAGAUGAAUGGAUGCAGGGAGAACUUCGUACCGCAGAGUUCUAAUGGAAUUGCUAUUUUUGGCGGCAGCGGAACUUGCUACAAAAAGAAGAUCCCUCUUUCCAAUGGAAGGAUGGAUCCUAGUGAGGAUGGAAAAGCUCUGAUCAAGGUCAGGAUAAAUAACUCAACUUCAAAAUCUAUGGGAGAUGGAAACAAGAACUCCACUCUGAUCAUCAUCGGAUUGGUGCUGUUGAGUAGCUCUGUGUUUGUGAACUUGCUUCUACUCCUCUAUUUAAUUUAUAGAAGCUUCCGAUGUAGGGAUUCUAAGUUGUCACGACCAGUCCAGAUCAACCAAGCCAUAGGUAUGCAAACUUUCACUUAUCAGGAGCUUCAAGAAGCAACAGAUGAAUUCAACGAAGAACUAGGUAGGGGGGCUUUUGGAACAGUGUACAAAGGUGUUCUUGGAUCCGAGGAUACAAACUCCGUGGUAGUAAAAGUGUUGGCAGCAAGGACUGGAGAAAGCGAAAAGGAGUUUGAAAGAGAAGUGAGUGCUAUUGGCCGAACUGACCACAAGAGCUUAGUGCAGUUGCUUGGAUACUGCAAUGAAGGUCAACACCGACUACUGGUGUUUGAAUUCAUGAGCAAUGGCACUUUGGUGGAUUUCCUAUUUGGUGCUUCAAGGCCCAGCUGGUACAGAAGAGUAGAAAUUGCCUGCGAUGUUGCGCAGGGAUCUCUUACUUGCCCAUCGAUUGCACCAGGCAUAUAA